This is a messenger RNA of Exaiptasia diaphana, 2644 nucleotides long. Its product is annotated as putative leucine-rich repeat-containing protein DDB_G0290503. The record is from RefSeq and is a predicted model, not a curated record. Bases 1 to 2544 code for a protein of 847 amino acids. Lineage: Eukaryota; Metazoa; Cnidaria; Anthozoa; Actiniaria; Aiptasiidae. The transcript is spliced from 8 exons.
AUGAGGGAGUGUUUUAAGCAAUUCAUACAAGAAACAGCAGCCAAAAGUAAAAAUGCGUUAAAUGAGAAAGAUGAAGUAAUAAAACGGCUCAAAGAGCAUAUUGAUACCUUGAACAGUGAAAUCUCCAGUAAAGUUCAAUACGUGAAUUCUAAAGAGGAUGAAAUAAAAAAGCUUAAGGCUGAUCACCAAUAUGGAUUCAGUGUUUUGGUUAAGAAAUGCUCCGACAUGGAAGAGAAGCUGAUUAAGAGUGAGGAAACAAGAUUAAACUUAGACGAACAGUCAAAGAACUUUCUUAGGGAUUUACAAGUCAAACUAAAGCAGAAGGACGUUAUGUUUCAAAGAACGCAAAAUGAAUUGAACACAGCGCGGGAUACAAACAGGAAACUUACUGAACAACUCGAGGGUGCUACACAGCGUUCGAAAAAGCAGGAAUUACUAGCAAAAGAAGCUGGAAAAAUCAUCCAAAAUAUCACAGAUGAGAAAGAUAAUACCGUUAUAAAGUUAAAGGAAUCGAACGAACUAUGUGAUAAGAUGCAGAAACUUUUAAUGGAAAAAGAUUCCAUAGUAACAUCACUUAAAAAGGAAAAAGUCUCUCUAACCGAGCAAAUCAGGAAUCUGUACCAUCAAAGCUCAAAACUUCAAGACAAGCUCGAGUUGAAGAAGAAAAAGAUUGAAGAAUUUGAACAUAACAUGAAAAGACUGAAAACGUUUGUGGUGGAACUGCAACAGAAAAACAACAAAGCCGGACAGUUGAACUUUACUAUUAGAGAACGGUUGGAGUGGAUGAAUAAGGCCAAUGAUGGGAACGAAAAGUUAAUGAAGGACCUUAAACUAGCAAACAAGACAUCUAAUGAUCAAAAGAACGCUUUGUCGAGAAAGCUUGCCUAUCAGGAAAAUCAAAUACGUUCCCAGGAAAAGAGAUUAAAGGAAUUGAAACAGUCCUUGGCGCAAAGGAAAGCUUCUAUCGUGGAGCUUGAACGUAAUGUCAGAGACUUGAAAUCUCGAAAGGAAGAACUUGAAAAUGAUACGUUUGUAUUAAAAAACCGCUUGCAGGAAAGUGAGCAAAGCAAUUUGACUUUGCAAUCAGCUUUGAACGAACUUAAAGUCAAAGAAAAUAAUUUAUUACUUCAAACACAAGAUUUUGAAAGAUGCAAAGGUGAAGAGAUCAAUACUCUGAAAAAAGAAAUAGAAGGGUUGAGAUUUUACCUAAGCCAAAGUGAAGACAUUAUUGCUAGUAUAACAAAAGAAAGAGAUACAUUGAUACAAGACCUUGAAAAAACAGUACAGACGCACAAAGAUGUCAAUCAGACGAUUGAAUCGUACAAUAAGUGCCUUACAAAUGAUAAAACUGCUCUUGAAAUAAAACUGAAGGACCUUGAAAAUGUAUUACUAGAGAGAAAUAACGAAAUUGGAGAUUUAAAGAACGUCCUGAGCUCUGCUGAAACAUCGCAUUGUUACUUAACAGAGCAGGUCGCCGAGUUAAACUCAUUAAAACUGGACAUGGAAAAGAAAAAGGAAGAAAUAAAUUCUCUCAAAGAACAACUCAAGGAAAUGGAGAGAGCAUCUGAAAAAGAGAUGCAAGAAGGACGGAAGAAAAUGAAAAAAAGUGAAGAAGUUUUCACGCGACUUCGAGAUGACUAUCAAAAACUUGAGUCUGUCUUACGCGAAAAAGAGAGCGAGCUCCGCGAAUCUCACAACACUAACAAUAAAAUCAUUCUCGAAAAUGAAGAACUUAAGGAGCUUCUCAACAAGACGUGUCAUAUAAACAAGCAAUUAGAUAUGACUUUACUUGGAUACAAAGAAAAUGCCGAUAGACACGAAUCCUCACUGGCGCAGCUUAAAACGGAUAACGAAUUCCUGAAGGAAUUUGCAAAGGAUACAGAGAAAGCGAAGUUAAAGCUUGAUUCUCUUGAAGAGUCCCUUCAGAAAAAGACAACUGAGUUGAAAGAUCUGAAUGAUAAACUGUUGGCAGAGACGAAGCAGAGUUCCACACUUAGAGAAGAAUUGAAUAAACAAGAAUCGACAUGUAAUAAGCUAAAAGACCGUUAUGAAACCCGUAUCAAGACGUCAGCAAGAGAAGUAGACGAACUGAGAACUAUGCUGGAUGAAAAGAACAAAGAAAUAUCAGUGAUCAAAAUGGAAAAGAACAGCUGCGAAAUGAAACAAAGAGAAGCAGAAUUUAAGGUCUUGGAGUUGACUAAUAGCUUGAGAGAUGAAACAGCCUACGAGCAAAACAUUACACAAAGGAAUAAAGAGCUUGAAAUAGAGCUAAGAAAGAUUCAAUACGAGAAGAGACUUGGUCUGGUGUCGUCAAGCGUUGAUGCCGCUCAGAUUCUAAGGGAAAUACCACAGACGGACAUAGCAACAGAAAGGCGUCUCCAGCAAAAAGUAGACAACAUCGCCCUUGAUAAAAUACGCAACUUGCACACUAAGGCCUCGAAUCUUGAAGUUCAGUUGGAACAAGAACGACAUGACCGAGUUAAAGAGCACGCUGAAGUAGCAAGACUAAAGGCAGAGCUUGCUGUCUACAAAUCGCUACAGUGAUAUCAACGUCUGCUCUAUUUCUUUACAUUAUUUUUGUACUGACAACAGGGUAUGCUUUACCACGCUGCCUUAACGUUUUUUAUUAUAUUUUUGCAUUAAA